AUGGCCAAGUGGCUGACCAAGUACUUCAGCCUGGGCAACAACAAGGCCAAGAGUCCCCCGCAGCCGCCGCGGCCCGACUACCGGGACCGGCGCCCCGGGGCCGAGCUGCUGGCCGCGCACCGCCACACCUCGCCCCGCCUGGCGCCCCGCCACCUGUGCGACGACCCCGGCGAGCUGCUGCGCGCCUACCGCGCCCAGAAGGAGCGCGACUUUGAGGACCCCUACAGCGGGCCCGGCUCGUCCCUGCGCAAGCUGCGCGCCCUGUGCCGCCCGGAGCCUUGCGCGCCCGAGGAGCCGGCCGCCAAGCCUCCCUCGGCCGCCGGCUCGCCGCACCUCUUCCGCAGCCAGAGCGAGCGCCGGCCGCCCACCCCGCCCGACGGCCGCUAUCUCUCCCCCAAGCACCGGCUCAUCAAGAUCGACAGCGGCUGCGAGGGCGCGGGGGGCUGCAAGGGCGCCGCCGCCCCGGCCAUCACCUGGAGCCCGCCCGGCGGCGCCGGCAAGAAGGUGGGCAAGUGCCCGGAGCCGCCGGAGAGCAGCGUCCCUUCCGCCAAGCCGGAGAAGGUCUUGAUAGCAGAUGACUACUCUGAUCCGUUUGAUGCCAAGAGUGAGCUGAACAAAGCGGUGAAAGGAGAAAACACUGGCUACAUGGAACCUUAUGAAGCCCAGAGGAUAAUGAGCGAAUUUCAAAGGCAAGAAAGCGUGAAGUCCCAGCAGAAAGGCAUUCAGCUCUAUGACACGCCCUAUGAACCAGAAGGCAAUGGUGUGGAGUCAGACACUGACAGCUUGGUGGGCCAGCGCUUGCGAGAGAGCAAGCUGCCACAGGAUGACGACAGGCCUGCAGAUGAAUACGAUCAGCCCUGGGAGUGGAACAAAGUCACAAUCCCAGCCUUGGCAGCCCAGUUUAACGGGAAUGAGAAAAGGCAAUCUUCUCCUUCACCUUCAAGUGACCGGCGUCGACAGCUCCGAGCGCCAGGCGGUGGCUUCAAACCCAUCAAGCAUGGCAGCCCGGAAUUCUGUGGGAUCCUGGGAGAGAGAGUAGAUCCAACUGUGCCACUGGAAAAACAAAUAUGGUAUCAUGGCGCAAUCAGUCGGACAGAUGCAGAAAACCUGUUACGGUUGUGUAAAGAAUGUAGCUACCUUGUAAGGAAUAGUCAAACAAGCAAGCAUGACUAUUCUCUUUCCUUAAAGAGCAGUCAAGGUUUUAUGCACAUGAAACUGACAAAAACCAAAGAGAAAUACAUCCUGGGUCAGAACAGCCCCCCAUUUGACAGCGUUCCAGAAGUCAUCCACUACUAUACCACCAAAAAACUGCCCAUCAAGGGCGCAGAACACUUGUCCCUGCUUUACCCUGUAGCUGUCCGGACCCUAUAA
Molecule: messenger RNA, 1371 nt
Organism: Emys orbicularis (European pond turtle)
Lineage: Eukaryota; Metazoa; Chordata; Testudines; Emydidae
Gene: SHB
Product: SH2 domain containing adaptor protein B
Exons: 6
Coding region: 1-1371 (456 amino acids)
Molecular function (GO): phosphotyrosine residue binding
Source: RefSeq, a predicted model, not a curated record